Messenger RNA from Diaporthe batatas, 1505 nucleotides. RefSeq lists its product as uncharacterized. The transcript is spliced from 4 exons. Gene Ontology annotation, molecular function: nascent polypeptide-associated complex binding. The record is from RefSeq and is a predicted model, not a curated record. Gene Ontology annotation, cellular component: mitochondrial outer membrane. Lineage: Eukaryota; Fungi; Ascomycota; Sordariomycetes; Diaporthales; Diaporthaceae. The coding region runs from base 282 to 827 and encodes 181 amino acids.
CGCUAGCCACUGGCAGCCCAAUCGCAAACCCGGUUUCUCCCUCAACGUCACAUGUUCCCGGAUUUCCCUCUUGCUGCUUGCCCAGCUGCAAAAAGCAAAUCACAGACCACAUAACAACAUCACCCGUCCGUCUCCCACCUCUCUCAGCCCAGCCAACGACAACAACAAUCACAAGCCGUCCAUCUGACACCCUUCAGCCACUUGCAGCGUGCCUGAAGAUCUCUCUCUCACGUCGACUUGAAACAUUUCCCCUCUCCUCUAUCGCUCACGAUCCCAUCAAGAUGUCUUCCUACGCAGACGUCGCCGCCUCUGGCCCCAAGCAGACCCCCGAGGAGGCCGCCGCCCCCCAGCCCCCGCAGAUCAUCCCCGACGAGUCCGUAACGACCUCGACAAGCAGCCUGGUCGACGUGGACUCGCAGUCCGUGCGCACCGUCCCCUCCGACUUCAUGGAGCAGUCGAUCCAGACCGACACGCAGGCGGCGCGCAUCGAGCGCGAGGAGCAGGCGAAAGAGGAGGCGUCCGCCCGCGAGAAGGCCCGCCAGAAGAAGGAGGCCGCCCGCAAAAAGGCCGCCCGCGCCGACGGCUGGCUGCUCUCCAAGGUCGCGGAGCUGUCCGAGGGCCAGGCCAAGGGGCUCGCCGCCGCCAACGUCGCGCUUGUCGUCGGCCUCGGCGCCGUGCUGGGGUACAAGGCGUGGGGCCUGCACGAGCGGGGGCAGUUCAGCUGGAGGACUGCUGGGAUCGGGGCUGGGAUUGUUGGGGUUGUUGGGGUUGUGGAGGGGGUUUUUGGCCGAUACUUCACCAAGGCCCGUGGAUCCAAGCGCUCGUAGGGUGAGCGGACGCCGGGGGCAGGCAUUGAUCUCUUCUCGUUCAUGAACUGAGUGUUAGGGGGGGGUGCGCGUGGCCAUUGAUGUGACGGGUUUGCGAAUGAUGGACGGACGACACAGACACGAGAGCAUUCUCUUCUCUGGAGUUAGUUUGAUGCGUGGAGUUUUUGAGUUCUUUCAUCUCUUGUUACUUUUACUGCUCUUCUAGUCUUGGUCCGUAAUGGCCCACGCAUUGCCGUUCGCCCGUGUUGGUCGGUCAUGGUGGGGGAAAGCCCCUUUUUCUUCUUGACGUUACGUUCAGGCAGAUAUACCACAUCAACCAAGCAAGCCCUUCUCCGAGUCCCUUCAUGAAGUUCCGAUUGAUGUUGCCCUGCGCGGAGAGCAGGCAGGGCAGGCACAAGCCGAUACGCGAUAGUUGGUCAAAAGGCUGCUUGCUAGCAGUCAGUCACCUUCGUGCUAGCCGAUCCAUGUGAGGCCCAAGCCUGCCAAUUGUGGUCAACGGCACCUCGGAGUGAAUCCGAACUCAAGGGGCUCCCUCCAGCCCUGCUGUGGAAAAGAACCCGGACAGCGGUCCCGCACGGGCACGGGCCAGUACUGUGCCUAUCUAACUCCUGCAUUUCCACAACGGUCAGGGUUUGGACUCUAGGCGUCUCGUGGAGGCAACUAGGUAGUUAGUAUGUG